UACAUAGAUAUAUGUGAGAGAGACACGUGUCUAUAUAAGAUAUUCCAUGAAUUUGCGUAUCAUUCUAUCAUUCCGCUUCUGAGAAUGCUUCUGUUGAUCGAGUCUCUUGGAGGCCGAGGAAACUUACGAUGAGAUGAAUAAAUAUAUUUAUUAUAAUGAUUUUAUCUUCGCUAAGGAUGAUGACAUCUGUACAACAUUGUACGCACUAUGUGUUUUUGUCUCGAAAAUAAGAACGUUAAUGUAUACUUGAGACUUGUACAAUUGUAUUAAUGGUCAUCUGUCGCAAAUACUACAUAAAGGAAAUACUAAUGCAUUGUGAUUAUUAUUGCAUGGACUUAAACCUGUGGCAGGAAAAAUUUCACAUUUGUAUAUUGUAUGAUCGACGGUAUUUAUAUAUAUUCAUAGAUACUUUUCACAAUGCAAAAGCGGUUAACAAUUCAGUCACUGAUGCUUGUUAUUUUGGCACUGUUUGCAUUUAUUGCAAAACAGUGCAUGGUAGAUAGUCUUAAUACUGAACUGAUAGCAGGAGAAGAAAAUAGUCUUCUUGUAUUUUCGACUCUUGGAGGAUUAUUUGUUGGUGUCAGUCAACAAACAGGAGAAAUACGUUGGCAACAAGAUGAUGAACCAGUAGUCAAAGUGCCUAUUAAUCCAUCAGAACCUAAGAUGCCAAUGUUUCUGCCAGAUCCCAGAGAUGGUUCCCUCUAUCUAUUUGGCAGAGAUUUAGGAGUAUUAAAAAAAUUGCCAUUUACCAUUCCUCAGUUAGUGGCCAAUAGUCCUUGUAGAAGCAGCGAAGGUAUAUUGUACACUGGACGAAAAAUAGAUACUUGGUUUAGCAUUGAUUUAACAACUGGUGAAAGAGAACAGCUUUUAAGUUUUAAUAGCGAGAAAAAUACUUGCCCUUUGGAAAUGCAGAAUGCUAUUUUUGUGGGUCGCACAGAAUAUAACAUUAUUAUGGUAGACAGCAAGCAUAAAGACAGAAAAUGGAAUAUGACAUUUUAUGACUAUUCUGCUUCAGAAAUGGAACCUGAUGUAAUGAACAAUUAUGAUUUAUUACACUUUACAACAAGUUCAACAGGUCGUGUUGUGACUUUAGAUAGAUUAGGCAGAAUUAUUUGGAAAUUAGAUCUCAAAAGUCCAGUGAGAGCAAUAUACACUAUAACUAAAAAUGGUUUACUAACAAUUCCUUUUAAAAGUAUUGCUGAUUCUUCAUUAGAAAGUUUUGCAGAAAAACCAACUGAUGUGCAAUUAUUUCCUACCUUGUUUGUUGGGAAGCAUCAACAUGGUCCCUACGCAUUACCAUCACUCGUCGAUUCGGCAACAACAGUAUCGAACAAUAUUGAGCAUUUAUUGCUGGAAAUUCCAUUAUUGACUUCACAUAUUGAUGAAGCUGGUAAUAAAAUACCAUUGCCAGGAGAUUAUGUUUUUAUUCCUAAUGUUGACACAGAUAACAAUGGUUAUCAAAGUGUCGAAUACAAAAAUAUGUUAGGGUAUCAACCACAGAGUCAAUUUCUUCAAAUAACCGGACGGUCCGAUCCGAUAAUUUUGGAAACUGCAUCAUCGAAUGUUACCGACAUGAAGUUGCCAGUUGCCAUGCAAUUGGAUAUAUCUAAUAAUACUGUGCAGUCAGAAAGCAAUCAUAAUUGGAAGAAAAUUCUAUUAGAUAUGUAUAAUACGGCCAAAGUAUGGAUCAAUCAACAAGAAAAUACGGGUAUAAAAUUGGUCCUGAUCAUAUUUGCAGGAUGCAUGAUUGCUGCAUUAUGGUAUCUAUAUGUGCAAAAUAAACAGCAAUCUCAGCAACUCUCGCAGUUUUCUCGUGAAAACAGUCGCACGAAUUAUUCAGGCAAUUCGAUUAUCAUGCCAGAAGAUAUUGGAGAGGGCUUAGUGAAAGUGGGGAAAAUUAUUUUCGACACGGGACAGGUUCUCGGCAAAGGAUGUGAAGGGACAUUUGUAUAUAAAGGUGAAUUUGAUGGUCGUGCAGUGGCUGUGAAGCGUCUGUUGCCGGAUUGUUUUACGUUCGCUGAUCGAGAGGUAGCUCUGUUAAGAGAAUCAGACGCGCAUGCAAAUGUAGUCAGAUAUUUUUGUACUGAACAAGAUCGUAUGUUCAGAUAUAUUGCCCUGGAACUAGCCGAAGCCACUUUACAAGAUUACGUGACUGGCAAGUACGACAGGGAAAAGAUAUCUGUGAAAAAUAUUUUACAUCAGGCUACCUCUGGAUUGGCACAUUUACAUUUUUUAGAUAUCGUCCACAGGGACAUUAAGCCUCAUAAUGUAUUGCUCUCUGUUGCUGGACCUCGAGGAGAAGUACGUGCAAUGAUAUCGGAUUUCGGAUUAUGUAAGAAACUUCAACUUGGGCGCGUAUCAUUUUCCCGGAGAUCCGGUAUUACCGGGACUGAUGGCUGGAUAGCACCGGAAAUGUUGAAUGGGGAAAGAACAACAUGUGCUGUCGAUAUCUUUUCACUUGGCUGUGUUUUUUAUUAUGUUCUCUCUGACGGCAAACAUCCUUUCGGCGACCCCCUACGCAGACAAGCCAAUAUUCUUUGUGGGGAGACUAAUCUGACCGCGCUCCGAGGAAUAUCCUCGAGUGACAAAGAAUUAGCGUUAUUAUUAAUUAAGGCGAUGAUAUCAAGUAAUCCUGCUGGGAGACCACCAGCUUCGGCAAUUUGUAACUAUCCGAUCUUUUGGAAUUCAAUAGAGAUUUUAAGUUUUUUCCAGGAUAUUAGCGACCGAGUAGAAAAAGAUCAAUAUGAUAGUCCAGCUUUGAUAGCCUUAGAAACUUCCAGAGAAUACGUGAUACGCGAUGAUUGGAGAUUGUAUAUAGACUCGGAAGUUGCAUCAGACUUGCGAAAAUACAGAAGCUAUCGAGGUGAUAGCGUAAGAGACCUACUCAGAGCUUUACGGAACAAAAAACAUCACUACAGAGAACUAAGUCCAAAAGCGCAAGAGAGUCUCGGGGAAAUUCCUGAAAAGUUUACAGAAUAUUGGCUGUCGAGAUUUCCAUGUUUAUUGUGUCACGUAUGGUGUGCGAUGCAGAGUUUUCGAAACGAGUCGUGUUUGAAACAAUAUUAUCAUUCGCAAUAUAUUUUCGCGAGUGGUUAUGAAGAGCAACCAUUAAUGAAAUUCGCACAUGUAGAGCGAAUUAAUAAUGUACUAUCUACGUCAAUCAAGAUACGACAGACAGUCGAUGUUGAUUGGAAUCCCAAUCGAAUAAAAUAUCGUGGUCAAAGAAGAAAACAGGAGAAGAGAAAACAAGAAGAACCCUCGCCAUGGAUAUUACAACAAUCGCCGAAUUAAAUUAUUUUAAAAUAGUAAAAUAUAAUUAUGAAUUAAAAGUGAACAAUAGUGUGAGUGUGUGCGAAUAUCUCAAUCAAAAUAAAAUUUUUAUCAGACUCAUAGUUUGAUAAAAUGAAGUUUCGUUUUUGAUUGAAGAAAAGAACUAGAAUCAUUUUUUAUAAGUGAUAUUUUAAAAAUUUUUAUAUCAGUUUAAAAAUCUAUCAUAACACGGAAUU
Messenger RNA from Camponotus floridanus (Florida carpenter ant), 3506 nucleotides. RefSeq names its product serine/threonine-protein kinase/endoribonuclease IRE1 (gene Ire1). Gene Ontology annotation, molecular function: protein serine/threonine kinase activity; RNA endonuclease activity; ATP binding. The record is from RefSeq and is a predicted model, not a curated record. Gene Ontology annotation, biological process: intrinsic apoptotic signaling pathway in response to endoplasmic reticulum stress; IRE1-mediated unfolded protein response; mRNA processing. The transcript is spliced from 15 exons. Lineage: Eukaryota; Metazoa; Arthropoda; Insecta; Hymenoptera; Formicidae. Gene Ontology annotation, cellular component: IRE1-TRAF2-ASK1 complex. Bases 418 to 3291 code for a protein of 957 amino acids.